AUGACAAACAUUGCAGAAGGACGCCUCCAGAUCCUGCAGGUUUACAAACUCAUCCAGUACGUCCGGCAGCGGAACAAAGCCGAGAUCGAGAAGCUGCUGACCGUGGGGGUGCCGCACUUGGUGAACCUGAGUGAGCCCAGCCAGGGGGAAUAUGCCCUGCACUUGGCCGCGCUGGCCAACGAUGUGGAGAUCUGUAGGCUGCUGCUCUCCCUGGGGGCUGAGCCGAACGUGGUGGAUAAGGAUGGCCGCACCGCCGCGAUGAUCGCCGCUGAAGCCGGCCACGACAAUGUCCUGGAGGUACUGGCUGACGCCAACACGGACAUGACCAUCGUAGACAAGAAGGGCAAAGGCAUUUUAUAUUACUGUAUUGCUCCCACUAUCCGUCACCUUCAUUGCUUAGAGAUUUCUCUUGCGCACGGAGCUGAUGUUAACAAUUGCUCACAUGAUGGAAAGCCAGUCUUCUUGUUGGCCUGUGAACAGGCCGCAGCCUGCACCGAAAUGUGUCUGCAGAUAUUAGAGAAAGGUGCUGACCCAAAUUCCAAGUUUGAGGCAACAGGACACACUGCAUUAAUGGAAGCAUCAAGGGAAGGGGCAAUUGAAGUUGUGUGUGCUAUCCUGGAGAAAGGAUGUGAGAUUAAUGUUCUACAAAAUGAACGGUACAACGCUGCCCAUUUUGCUGCCCAAGGGGGACACUUUGAGGUGAUUCGUGCCUUGGUUGCUCAUGACUGUGACAUUGAUGUUAUCAAUUUGGAUGGAAACUCAGCUUUACAUCUGGCAGCGUUGGGCGGCUUUGUUGACACUGCCAGGUUCCUGGCACAAAGAGGGAGCAACCCCAAAAUGAAAAACCUGCAGCAAAAGACCCCAACAGCUGCCGCAAAAGCCAACGGUCAUAAAGCUGUGUCGAAGGAACUCCGCAAGGUUGAGCGCCUCCUCACCAAGUACGCCAAGCCCGACGUGAAAAAUCCCAAUGCACCCUGGGCUAUCCGGCUCUAUGACUGGUCGAUGUAUCACGAGCUCGCACUUCGGAAUCUAUUUGCCACUGUGGACAGAGGUGAUGGCACCUUGGCGAGGGAGGAUUUUGCCGCCAUCCUUAUGGAGAAAAACGCGCCAAUGGCAGAAGAAGAAAUAGCUGCCCUAAUAUCCGCCCAUGACAAGGGCCGGACCGGAGUCAUCGAUAUCAACGAGUUCUUCAAAGGCACAAAGUACCUCGAAAAGGUUUUCCUUAUGUCUUCAUAUGAGCCCAAGAAGAAAAAGGGAAAGAAGGGAAAACGUGGGAAAAAGGGAAAAGUCGUGAUACCCAUACCGAUUUGCACCCUUCCUGAAGAACAUAUGAUUCGGCGGGAGGAUGGGGGCCCACCAGAGUUUAUGAUCGAAAGCCACAAGACAUUCACGGAUAGAAAUCGAUUCAGUCGUGAUAAUCCACCCCAGCAUCCUCUGCAAGAUGACUCUGCAUGGUACUUGGACAAACCAGAAAAGGUCUACACAAAUAUUAACUAUGCAGCGAGAGCGGAGGAUAUGCAAUCAUUAAAGAAAGCAUUUAUCCAGGGAGUGCCAGUUGAUGUGCAGGACAAAUUUUUUACCACUCCACUUAUGGCAGCCUGUGCGGAAGGGAAUUAUGCACUUGCCAAAUACCUCAUCGAAUCAAAGGCUAAUGUAAACGCAUAUGAUAAUUUACUGUGGACACCUCUUCACCAUGCUUGCCAUUCAGGAGAGCAGGGCAUUGUUGAAUUGCUACUGAACGCUGGUGCGUCGGUUAAUGCAGUUUCCAUUAAUGGAGCCACACCUUUAAUGAGAGCAAUAGAGAGCUGCAAAUUGGAAUGUGUAACAUAUCUGAUUAACCAUGGAGCUAGUGUUGACAUGGAGAACAAUAAAGGGCAAAAUGCGUUGGAUAUUGCAAAUGCCUAUGCAGACGUAAGGAUAACUCAAGUGGUCAAGGAGAAACUGGAUAGUCUUCCCAAGAAAGAGAAACCCAAAAAAGGUGGGAAAGGUGCAAAAGGAGGCACUUCGGUUUCUUCAAAGCUUCAAGCAACUCUAGCUGGAACUGAUAUGAUGACACCGUUUUCGACUCAGCCUCACGCAUUGAAAUCACCAAAGAGAGAGUUUCCCAAGGAUAGCAUAGCAAAGAAAAGUGAAAUGCUAAACAGUGGUAUUGCCAAGAAAAUUGACAUUACGUUUGUACCAAAGACUAUAUGGACCACCCCACCAACAACCGAAGAGCUAAUUCAAAGGAGAGUACAAAACCGGGAGAAAUUCACCUAUGAAGUGGAUUUUAAUGCUUACCUAAUGCCUUUCAAGAGAAAUAUCAAAAAGAAAUUGGAAGAAAUAAAUAACUCCUCUUCCAAAUAG
Messenger RNA from Hemiscyllium ocellatum (epaulette shark), 2346 nucleotides. It is a transcript of the gene ankef1a, whose product is annotated as ankyrin repeat and EF-hand domain containing 1a. The record is from RefSeq and is a predicted model, not a curated record. The transcript is spliced from 9 exons. Bases 1 to 2346 code for a protein of 781 amino acids. Gene Ontology annotation, molecular function: calcium ion binding; protein binding. NCBI's taxonomy places the organism in Eukaryota, Metazoa, Chordata, Chondrichthyes, Orectolobiformes, Hemiscylliidae.